CAAACAAACAUAGAUUUAAUAAGCCCUAUCUAUUCCAGCUUCAACAUUAACACCAUGAAAAAGGUCUUCAAUUUAACCUGGAGAACCCUGGCAGUACCUUGCUAAGAUAAGCUAACCAUGUUUCCAGGACUACCACAAGGUGAUCAAGAACCCGAUGGACAUGGGAACCAUCAAGAAACGUCUGGAGAACAAUUAUUACUGGAGCGCCAGUGAGGCCAUGCAGGACUUCAACACCAUGUUCACCAACUGUUACAUCUACAACAAGCCCACCGAUGACAUCGUCCUCAUGGCUCAGGCUUUAGAGAAGAUCUUCCUGCAGAAGGUUUCUCAGAUGCCUCAAGAAGAAGUCGCUCUGCUGCCUCCAGCUCCCAAAGGCAAGAGCAAGAGCAAACAGCCCGGUGCUGCUACCACAGUGAGUCAGCAGGCGGAGUCUUCAGCCUCCCCCCCCCCCUCCUACCCCUCUCCCUCCCCCUCUCAGACACCUGUCAUCUCGGCCACGCCCACACCUAUCCAGACCACGCCCCCUGUCUCUGCCCCACCACCCCCGGCAACCAUGAUGCCGUCUGCACAGCCCGUCGUUAAGAAGAAAGGUGUGAAGAGGAAAGCCGACACCACCACUCCCACCACAUCAGCCAUCUCAGCCGGUCGUGCCGACUCUCCGUCCGCUCAAGACGCCAAACCCCCCAAACUGGGCUUGUCCCGCCGUGAGGCCGCCGCCCGACCGGCCAAGACCCGCCGGGAGACGGUGGAGGAGGUGGCGGUGGGCGAGGUGGGAGGAGGCGGAGGAGGAGGAGGAGCCGGGAGGAGUAAGGGCGGUAAGCUGGGCGAGCAGAUGAAGCACUGCGACGCCAUCCUGAAGGAGAUGCUCUCUAAGAAACACGCCGCCUACGCCUGGCCCUUCUACAAGCCGGUGGACGCCGAGGCCCUGGAGCUGCACGACUACCAUGACAUCAUCAAACAUCCCAUGGACCUCAGCACCGCCCGGAAAAAGAUGGAUAAAGGAGAAUACAGUGAUCCUCAAAGUUUUGCGACUGACGUCAGGUUAAUGUUCUCCAACUGUUACAAGUACAACCCUCCAGACCACGAGGUGGUGGCCAUGGCCCGCAAGCUGCAGGACGUGUUUGAGAUGCGUUUCGCUAAGAUCCCAGAUGAGGGCCUGGAAGCAUCGGUCCCGUCUACAACACCAUUGGUCAGUAAAAGCACCGCCUCCUCUGACAGCAGCAACAACUCCUCCUCCGACGAAUCGUCCGACUCAGAGGAGGAGCGAGCCACGCGAUUGGCUGAGCUACAGGAGCAGGUUGGUGCUGCCGACCAAUCACAGUUGAAGGCGGUGCACGAGCAGCUAGCCGUCCUGUCCCAGGCUCCGGUCAGCAAGCCAAAGAAGAAGAAAGAGAAAAAAGACAAGGAGAAGAAGAAAGAUAAGGAGAAAGACAAAGGGAACAAGGGCAAGCUGGAAGAAGAGAAGAAGCCUAAAGCUGCCGCUCAGCAGCCAAAAACAGCCAAUCAGAAGAAGGCACCAGCCAGGAAAGCCAACAGCACGGUGACCGCCACGAGGCAACCUAAGAAAGGCAGUAAGGCGUCGGGCGGUGGCUCGGCUAACGGGGACGACGGCGAGGAGUCAUCUCUACCGAUGUCGUAUGAUGAGAAGCGCCAGCUGAGUCUGGAUAUAAACCGGCUGCCGGGGGAGAAGCUUGGACGCGUCGUCCACAUCAUCCAGUCCAGAGAGCCGUCGCUGAGGGACUCGAACCCAGACGAGAUCGAGAUCGACUUCGAAACCCUCAAACCCUCCACACUUCGAGAGCUGGAGCGCUACGUCAAAUCCUGCCUUCAGAAGAAGCAGAGGAAGCUACUGCAGAAGGCAGCCGGAGGAGGGGCGUCGGGAGGCGGGGCUAGUCGCUUGAGUGGCAGCUCCUCUUCCUCCUCUGAUGACAGCUCCUCAACAGGAACCUCCUCUUCCUCCGACACAGACUGAACAUACACGGAUACACAAACUCACACACAUUUUACUGAAC
Messenger RNA from Anarrhichthys ocellatus (wolf-eel), 2012 nucleotides. RefSeq names its product bromodomain containing 3b (gene brd3b). The transcript has 9 exons. Gene Ontology annotation, biological process: regulation of DNA-templated transcription; chromatin remodeling. Lineage: Eukaryota; Metazoa; Chordata; Actinopteri; Perciformes; Anarhichadidae. Bases 155 to 1972 code for a protein of 605 amino acids. The record is from RefSeq and is a predicted model, not a curated record. Gene Ontology annotation, cellular component: nucleus; chromatin.